Parnassius apollo (apollo) is the source of this 2418-nucleotide messenger RNA. NCBI's taxonomy places the organism in Eukaryota, Metazoa, Arthropoda, Insecta, Lepidoptera, Papilionidae. The record is from the annotation of a GenBank genome assembly.
AUGCGUGCGCGCGCAUGCGCGCGCGCGCGCGUGCGUGGCAGUGCGGCGUGCGUGCGUGCAAGCGCGCGCGCGCGUGCGCGCGCGCGCGCGUGCGCGCGGCGCGCGGGCGCGUGCGGCGCGCGCUGCGCGUGCGCGCGGCAAGUGGUGCAUGCGGUGCGCGCGUGCGUCGUCGUGCGCGCGCGCGUGCGUGCGUGCGUGCGUGCGUGGUGCGGUGCGUCGCGCGGGCGGCGCGCCGCGCGCGCGCCGCGCGCAAGGCGCCGCGCGCGGCGCGGCGCGCGCGGCGCGCGCGCGCAGCGGCGGCGCGCGCGCGCGGCCGGCGCAAGCGACAAGGCAAGGGCGGCCGGCGGGCGCACGGCGCGCGGCGCGCGCGCGGCGCGCGCGUGCGCGCGCGCGCGCGCGCGCGCGCGCGCGCGCGCGCGCGCGCGCGGCGCGCGCGCGCGCGCGCGCGCGCGCGCGCGCGCGCGCGCGCGUCGCGCGCGCGCGCGGCAGGCGCGCGCGCGGCGGCGCUGCGCGCGCCGCGCGCGCGCGCGCGCGGCGCGCGCGCGCGCGCGCGCGGCGGCGCGCGCGCGGGCGCGGCAGCGCGCGCGCCGGCGGCGUGCGCGCGCGCGCAAGGCGCGCGCGCGCGGCGUGCCGCCGCGCGCGCGCAAGGCAGGCGCGCGCGCGGCGCGCGCGCGCGCGGCGCGCGCGAAGGCGCGCGCGCGCGUGCGCUGCGCGCGGCAGCGCGCGGCGCGGCAAGGCAGCAAGGCAUGCGCAAGGCAAGGCGAGCAAGGCAAGGCAGUGCGGCGCGAGCGCCGGCAAGGGCGUACGGCGGCGGGCAUGCAGGCAGCAAGCAAGGGGCAAGAGCAGCAAGCGGCAGCAGGAAGGCGGCGGCAAGGCAAGGCAAGAGCGGCGGCGCGCGGCGGCGAGCCCUGGUGGGGUGCCGGUUGGGUGGGGGGUGGAACUGGAAUUAGAGCAUAUGAGGAGUAUAUUGGAAGAGGCGAUUGUGGAAACGCGCAGUACGCCUCUCGAAAAUCGACCGCGACUUCCCCGCAUAGCCCUAAGCAAGCGGAAUCGGGCUGUCGUGAGGGCUCUGAACCCAAUGCUGGUUACCUAUUUGGAAGCCAGCCGGGACCUUUGCGAGACGGACUCAAUUCUUUUGGCGCCGCGCUGGCAGUCUGCCGUAUCAUAGGCGCCAAGGUUUCCACGGCUGGACGCGCUACUGGCCAUAGUAGCGCUAUCCCAGCAUGGAGAAGAAGAAUUGAGGAACGUAUCGCAAAGGCUAGAGCUCUCAUCGGCAGACUGAUAUGCUUCAGAUCAGGCAACAACAGGCCAAGAAUUGUGCGCACCGUCAGGAUGGCGUUUGCUGGGACAAAUGUCAGUUUGUCCCAGCCGGAUAUAACGCAAAAACUGACGGAGCGCAUAGAUGAUCUGAAGCAGAGAAUCGCUGCUUGGGGAAAGCGGAUUCGGCGAUAUACCGAGAGGUCGACACGGUUCAACCAGAAUCGUCUCUUCCAGAGUGAUCAGAAGAGGCUCUAUGAAUCAUUGGAGCGACCAAUGGUAAGUGGAACGGGUCCAGCACCGGAUCAGGCCGACACUGUAGCAUUCUGGCGCGGCCUGUGGUCAGAGCCCGUAAACCACAGCGAGGGCCCUUGGACGGAAGUUGUGGCGAGUCAGUGUGCGGGUAUUACGCCCAUGGACCCCGUCAUCAUAACGCCGGAUGACGUAGCUGAGGCGGUUCGUAGGGCCCCGAACUGGAAAAGUCCGGGGCUUGACGGGCUGCAUCACUACUGGCUGAAGGGGUUCAUGGUGUGUCACUCUGUGCUCGCCCGACAGUUUCAAGAGGCUCUCAACCAGAAGUCGCUCCCAAGCCUCUUCACUACUGGGAUCACUCAUUUAGUUCCUAAAGACCAGGGUACCACAGACCCGAGCAAAUACCGCCCCAUCACUAUGUCCGGAGUAAAGCAAGUUAGAAAUAAAAAUUUACUGCCCGAUUUGAGGAAAGAAGGACGUUUCUCUAAAGAAAUAGUGUUGUCGACGACAGAAAAGCACGGAGUACCAACAGGCUCUAGGCUCUUUUCACAUCACACAUUAGCUAGUGUUAGAAAAUUGAGCUUUUAUCAUCCGUUAUACAUUCCAGACGAUAGUUUAGACAUAGUGUUGGCUGCGACGUAUAACCAUUCUACGGAACAUUUCGCUGACAAAGAGGAUUUGUAUCUGCAGCGCGAAACACUCGGUUGCGACACUUGGAGACGACUCAGGAACACGUUCGACAAGCAACCGCCUGUCGUUAUACCAUUAGGUCAUCCUAUGAAACGUGGUGGUAUCACAGAGAGGAAGUCUCCAUUCAGUGUUAAGCUGAUGAACUCCGGGGUUCAUUCCUCGCAGACAAACCCUGGUUAUAGUAGACAACCGGCUGGAGGAGCUAUUUUCUUCUAUUAA